AUGGCGCUACGUUUAAAGAAAGACAUAAAGAAGGCAUCGUACUACGUGUGGUUCCUCGGCGCUCAGGAGUCGAGAGGUCUAAGGGGAGAGGAGUUUGCACUACCAGCUAUCAGAAUAUUGGAGGAAAGGGCCCGAGAUCUCGAGCCUUUUAAGGUUACGCUCCAGGUAUCCCACAAAGGGUUGAAGAUAAUCCAGAAUGUGACAGCGAAGGGCAAGCAGCAAACGAUCAAACAUUUCAUUCCUCAUGGCAGCAUCACCAGCGCUGUUGUGCAGGCCGACGUCGUGGCUUGUGUGCUACUCCUUUAUAAUCCACUCACUGGGUGUCCAGUACACGUGCAUGCUUACAGAUGCGACUCAGACCACACAGCUGAGAUGCUGUACACGCAUCUCCAAGCCUUGAUAGAACGCCCAGAGAAUCAAAAGAAGUUCGCCGACAUCGAGCGCAAAUUACAAAUGAGAGGCGCUCUGCCUUCUUCGAAGAAACCCCCAGAUUCAUCUCUGGGGAGCGAAGUAUCCCGAGAAUCGGAUUCUGGGAGUAACGAAGAAAGAUGCGUGGCCAAUUUGUAUGACAGUCUCGCUGCAGAGUUGAAGCAAAAGUUGUCUACAGGUAAAAAGGGCUUAGGAAAAAGUCCCAUCCUGUUACCACCGCGGGACUACGACACAGUACACCGACAGAAAGGGAACUUAAACAAUAUUGAUACACGUCGUUGCCUGAACCAAAAUAUCGUCGGAGUGAACGCGAGGAGGAAACUGGAGUCAUCUGGAGGAAGCUCCGGCAUCGGGAGUGACUUAGCCCCAUCACCAGAGCGGAAUGAGUAUAGCAGACAACAUGACAAUCACAGUACUAGUGAGGAAGACUGGGCCGAGAGUACAGCCUACAUGAUGCAUGAAGCUUUCGACGCAUCACCCCCACGCCGCGCCGCGUCACCGCGCCGCACCUCUCCCCCACGUCGCACAUCACCUCCCCGCCAAGCUCUUUCACCGCGUAACUACGACCGCUCCUAUCCAGACGAUUACGACCAGUACCGCGACCAAUUGGCUCCGUUUCGCGACCAAAAUACCUUUGAACGACGAUUCCGCCACGAAUCUUUGGAGCGUGUCACCAAAGAUAAGUUCCCGGAGAAAGAGAAAUUUCCAGACGAUUCAAUUAAUUAUAGACGAAGAUAUGUCGCAGAAACUAAGCCCUCUAACAGAAGUAUUGACAGAGCUGAAGAUCGAAGGUUUGGUAAACUUCAAAGAGGUGCUAGCGAAGGCAGCCUUAAAGUUGCAGAAACAUCCCCAAAAGACAGGUUCAACGUUGCAAAAGAAAAAUUCAUGAAUUUAGAACGCGAAAGAUUCAACAGAGAGCUUGAACAGCACAUGGCCAUAAGAAGGAGCAUGCUUGAAAGGAACAGUCGCUCGACUUCUUCCCCCGAGGAAGAAAGGAGAGACGAGCGACAAGACCGCCAUAGAGACGUUAGCUCCCGAAGAGAGCCAGAACGCUCUCAUCGUGACAUUGAGCGCCACAGAGAGCCUGAGAGGCGUAAGGAACCCGAGAGGAUCCGCGAUAUUGAGCCAUUGGCUCACAGGGAGAUGGAAAGACUCCCUCGCAUUGGAAGAAAGCGCGAUGAUACUAAACGCUUUGAGUAUGGCGCCGAGGAGUACCUAAACAGAAUUGAGCCAAAACCUCACAGGGAUGACUUCGACAGGUAUGAGAGAAGGGACAGGAGGGAAUUAGAUAGACGUAUCGACGAGGACGAGAUAAUUGAGCCAGUGAUCGAGGACAGAAGGAGAGACUGGAACGAUAGGCAAAGGGCAUUCAGCCGUUCUCGUCUUUUAGAUGAUCAGCGCCAGUCAUACGUCGAGGGAGACAGGGAGAGAUAUUACGACAGAGAUUACAGGGACUUCCGUGAGCUUGCUGACAGACAACAGACAAAAUUCCGCCACAGUUACGCGGAACCUAUACCGAGAGGACGUCUGGGUACCGUCAGACCUUACUGA
Arctia plantaginis is the source of this 1980-nucleotide messenger RNA. Lineage: Eukaryota; Metazoa; Arthropoda; Insecta; Lepidoptera; Erebidae. The record is from the annotation of a GenBank genome assembly.